AUGGUGAUAAAUAGGUUACAUAUUAGAAAGAAGCCUGGGGCACAACAUCCUGACCUUGUGGCUUCCAAGAUCUUGGGGCUGACAGUUCAAGAGGCACAGGAGCAGAACAGCUCUCCUCUUCCAUCUCUGCCUCAGGAAGAAGAUACUUCUGGGUCACAGCCAAAGGGGCUUCAGAAGACAGACCUCUAUCAUCUUCAGAAGUCCUUAUUGGAAAUGAAGGAAUUAAGAAGAACAAGUAAGAAGCAGACCAGGUUUGAAGUACUCAGAGAAAAAGUUGUCAACUUCAUUGAAAGUCUGGUGAGAGAAUACCUUCUGCCACCAGAGACACAGCCCCUGCACGAGGUGGUUUACUUCAGCGCUGCCCACACCCUGCGGGAGCAUCUGAACGCAGCACCAAGAAUCACCCUCCACACUGCCCUCAACAACCCUUAUUAUUAUCUCAAGAAUGAAGCACUGAAGAGUGAAGAAGGCUGCAUUCCAAAUGUCGCCCCAGACAUCUGCAUAGCAUAUAAACUGCACCUAGAGUGUAGCAGGCUAAUCAACCUUGUGGACUGGUCAGAGGCCUUUGCAACAGUUGUGACAGCUGCUGAAAAAAUGGAUGCAAGUUCUGUAACCUCAGAAGAAAGGAAUGAAAUUAUCCAUGCUCGGUUUAUUAGAGCUGUUUCUGAACUAGAACUUUUAGGAUUUAUAAAACCUACCAAACAGAAGACUGACCAUGUGGCGCGGCUAACAUGGGGAGGCUGCUAGAAAGCCAGUGAAUGAAGCCAGAAAUACCACAUUAAGCUUAAGAGAGAAAAGGAGACCAGUCAUAUUUACAUACCACCAGAAGACUGCUGGGCAAGAAGCGUGUAAUCCUUGUGUACCGUCUGAUCAGAAAGUGGACUGUUAACCCCAAACAGGAAUAUAUCAAAACACCUUUGGAGUACUUCAGAACCCAGCAAAUGACAUGCUUACAUUGUAACUAAAACCUCUCCCACAUUAUCACUGUAAUCUUCAUAGUCAUUACUAAAUUAUAAAUUGUUCUUGAGCAUACAUAGUUUACAUAGUUUACAA
Molecule: messenger RNA, 1053 nt
Organism: Lutra lutra (Eurasian river otter)
Lineage: Eukaryota; Metazoa; Chordata; Mammalia; Carnivora; Mustelidae
Product: origin recognition complex subunit 3-like
Exons: 2
Coding region: 1-747 (248 amino acids)
Biological process (GO): DNA replication; DNA replication initiation
Cellular component (GO): DNA replication preinitiation complex; nuclear pre-replicative complex; nuclear origin of replication recognition complex
Molecular function (GO): DNA replication origin binding
Source: RefSeq, a predicted model, not a curated record